Molecule: messenger RNA, 1745 nt
Organism: Cydia amplana
Lineage: Eukaryota; Metazoa; Arthropoda; Insecta; Lepidoptera; Tortricidae
Gene: Larp7
Product: la-related protein 7
Exons: 8
Coding region: 81-1745 (554 amino acids)
Biological process (GO): RNA processing
Cellular component (GO): ribonucleoprotein complex; nucleus
Molecular function (GO): RNA binding
Source: RefSeq, a predicted model, not a curated record
AUUGCCGGUCGACUACCGACACUACCGUGUAGUUAUUAGUGUGAUUCGUGGUGCAAAUACUUCACAUUCAGUAAAUAAAUAUGUCGGAAUCGGAAAAUCCAACUACUACCGAUAGUACGGCAAAACAUGAGUCCCACGGUAGGAAGAGAGUGCGGCAUCGUAAAAAACUUUUAUAUGAUAAAAUACUCAAGCAAAUGGAGUUCUAUUUUAGUGAUGCAAAUCUUACAAAAGAUAGAUUUCUCGGUGAAUUAAUUAAAACUGACCCUUAUGUGCCUAUAGAAGUCUUUCUAAAGUUCAAUAAGAUUCGCGCCAUGACGCAGGACGUUAUUGAUAUUGCGAAAGCUAUGAAGUUUUCCACAAUUUUGGAGUUAUCAGAGGAUAGGCAGAAGAUAAGAAGAAAAACUCCAGUUGAACCCUAUGAUGCAGAAUCCAGGACUGUGUAUGUGGAGUCUAUACCAAUGACUGCCAAUCGGGAGUGGCUUGAGAAGGUGUUCUCGGAUUAUGGGCAUAUUGCAUACAUUUCAUUACCCAAGUUCAAAAACUCACAGAAAAUCAAGGGUUAUGCCUUCAUAGAAUUUGAUAAAGUCGAGGAUGCACAUAAUUGCAUAGUGGCAUUCACCAAGAUGGGUUGCAGACUGCCCACUAGCAUGCCACCCGAGGAACUCUCUUCUGUUAAAAUGUUUUCAGUUGAGGAGCCUGAUGAUAAUAAGGUAAAAGUAGGGGUGGACAUAAAGGGAGAAAAGCCGAAGAUAAAAGAAGGGACACACAUCAAAAAAGAAAACCCCGAUAAGGUAAAAGAAGACACUGGCAUUAUGGUGAAAGAACAAGAUAUCAAGGCUAAAGAAGAGGAUGAACCACCUAGGAAAAGAUCAAGGAAAAGUAAGGAUAAAAGGCCAAAAAAUUUAGAACUGAGGCUAGGGCAAGACUCAGAUUCUGAGAAAAGGGAUACUCCUACUGAUGAGUGCAAAGGUAUAGCAACACCAAUAGAUGAUGUGUGCACAAAAGAAGACCCUAAAGACGAUUUAACUAGCCACAAUGAAUCUAAGGAUGAUGCAGAUUCGCCAACUAAGAAGAAAAACAAAAAAAAGUCGGCCAAAACUAAAAGCAAAACUCCAAACGGCUUAAAUACAAAAGAAGCUCCAAAAGGAGCCCUGUGGGGCCUCCAAGUUUUGCCGAGAUCAGAAUGGAAAGCAUUACGGAAUAAGUACUUAACCCUGCAAAGGAACUAUAUGAAACAAGUGAAGUUGAAUUUGUAUAAUAGGAAGAAUUCCUAUUCAGCUAUACCCGAGCCUGCAACACUUCCAAUGGAAGCUGACACAGCUUUAAAUCCCGGAAAAAAUAUCAGCAGUAAGAAUGUGACACCCCUGGAGAGAAUCCCAGGUGUCUUUGUCAGAGAGGUGCUACCAGAACCAUGCUGCGAUAUCAGACACACCAAACGAACGGUGCGAAGCAAUAUCCAUGCCAUGCACGUGGACGCAAAAGAAGGUCAGUCGGAGAUAAUCAUACGCUUUGAUUCAGCAAAAGCAGCGGACGAAUACUGCGCCAACUCCAGCAACCGCGCCAGCAUCCUGUCGGGCUUGGAGGAGGAGGAGCAGUGGGCGCGCGCGGAGGCGGGGCGGGGAUGCCCGCGGCCGCGCGGCCGCGAGCGCCUGCGCGCGCGCCUGCGGGCACCCCCGCCCCCGGGGCCGCCCGAGCCCGCCUCGCCGCAGCCCACGCACACGCACAUCAGAUUCGAUGACGAGUAG